UACAACCCCAUCUCAUAAUAAUCAUCAUAAUCACUGCAACUUAGCUUAAAGUCUUUAACACCCCAGUUCCCUCUCUCUCUCUCUCUACAGAAUAAUCGAAAAGGGGAAAAAGUGAAAAUUUCCCAACACAAAAGGCUAAGAUUAAAAGCCCUUCUUUGUACCCAACAACAAAGCUACCUAGCUCCCCAUACUUCCAUCUUCAUUGGCCGCCAUGAAACAAGAACGCAAGAUUUCCAAGAUGGGUUCUUGCCAUUUAUUGCAGUCUUCUUCUUGGACCAAAGCGGUGGUUAAGAAGUGGUUGAAUAUACAGAGCGGCGCCGAUGAGUUCCAUUCAGAUUACACCAUAAACGCCGGGAUUGAACGGAGAAGGAAGAGCUGCUCCGACGAGAGCGGCCGCGCCGUCGUGCCGGAGGAAUUAUCAGACAUGUGGUUGAUUGAAUCGAGCGAUGGAAUUGGACGGACGAGAUUCGAGGAGGAAGAAUCUUCGGCUACGGAAGAGCUAAGGAUGUUUGUGGGGACAUGGAAUGUUGGAGGCAAGACACCCCAUGAUGGAUUGAACUUAAUGGAAUGGAUAAAGUCCCCUCCUCCAGCUGACAUAUAUGUGCUUGGGUUCCAGGAAAUUGUCCCACUGAAUGCAGGAAAUGUACUAGGGGCAGAAGACAGUGGCCCAGCUGCCAAGUGGCUGUCUUUGAUUCGACAAGCUUUAAACACCAAAACUGACCCAGAAAUUUCCCCUAAUUACACUCACACCCCAAAUUCCCAGCAAAAAACUUCAGAAUCACCCCUCCUGCAUGAACUGCAACACCAGACUGGCCUAAAACCAAGACCCAGCUUCUCUGAUCUGCUCUCCAUAGAAAAUGAACUCAAAAACGAAGGCUCGGGAAGAUUCUUUAGCACGAAUUCAGAUUCUUACACUAUUGAUGAAGAUUCAGAGCGAAGUCGAUUCUGCUUAGCAGCAAGCAAGCAAAUGGUAGGGCUGUUUCUUUGCGUGUGGGUUCGCUCCGACCUGUAUCAACAUAUUAGCAGUUUAAAGGUUUCGUGUGUUGGGAGAGGCAUUAUGGGAUACCUUGGUAACAAGGGUUCAGUAUCUAUCAGCAUGACAUUGCACCAGACAACGUUUUGCUUCGUCUGCACCCACUUGGCCUCGGGGGAGAAAGAAGGCGACGAGUUCAAAAGAAACUCAGAUGUCAUCGAGAUUUUGAAGAGAACCCGGUUUUAUAACUCGAGCAGCAUUAGGGGGAAACUAGUUCCACCUGAUAACAUUUUGGAUCACGACAAGGUAAUUUGGCUCGGGGAUUUAAACUACCGGCUUGCAUCUACCUGCGAGGACACAAUCUUUGAACUGCUCAAAACGAACGACUGGCAGCCACUUCUGGAGAAAGAUCAGCUAAGGAUAGAACAAAAGGCAGGCCGAAUAUUCCAAGGUUGGAAUGAAGGAAGGAUAUGUUUUGCUCCAACAUACAAAUAUCUGGCAAACUCUGACAAUUAUGCUGUCCAAACUUCUGCAUCCAAGGACAAAAGAAGAACCCCUGCUUGGUGUGACAGGAUAUUGUGGAAAGGGGAAGGAGUAAAGCAAAAUUGUUAUGUUAGAGGGGAAUCAAAGUUCUCAGACCACAGGCCAGUCUACUCAGUUUUCUCAUCACAACUAAACCUCAACAACAAGAACACGAGCACCGUUUCGACAUGCGUGCCCAAACGCGAAGCACAACCGCUCUUCCUCCCCGCCAGGACACAAAGCUGCAUACAAUGCGCCCCGAGGAGGUUCUCAGCCACAGCUUGAAAACAUACAUUUACUAUAUAAAUCUCCAACACGAGAAUCGGGAGCGUGUUGGCGGCUUCGUGGUGGUGGUUGAUUAGCCCUGACAGUGCCAUUCAUUAUAAUGGUUUGAAUAAUGAUGGGGUUCAUGGCACGGGUGCUAAUAAUGAAAAGCAUGGGUUUUGGGGAAGGAGGACUACAGAGGGCAUCUAAGGCCAUGCGUGUUGAAGGCUUGUUGAUUGGUUUGAUGCAUUAUUAUUGGAUUCUGGGCUUUUGCAGAAUUGCAGAACAAAAGGAAUUAACUUUUCCUUGUCUCAUCUUUCCUUUGGGUGGUUGUUUAGUUCAAAAAAGGAAUUUUAGGGAAUCAAGAAACUAACAAUGGGGUUGUCACUAACUUUAAUUAUAUCCAUCUUUGAUCAUGUAAUCCACAGUUUUGUAAGGAUUCGAUGAUACAAUGAUAGUUGUUAUCAGCAUAUGUUGAUUAUU
Molecule: messenger RNA, 2242 nt
Organism: Ipomoea nil (Japanese morning glory)
Lineage: Eukaryota; Viridiplantae; Streptophyta; Magnoliopsida; Solanales; Convolvulaceae
Product: type I inositol polyphosphate 5-phosphatase 8
Exons: 11
Coding region: 212-1780 (522 amino acids)
Biological process (GO): phosphatidylinositol dephosphorylation
Molecular function (GO): inositol-polyphosphate 5-phosphatase activity; phosphatidylinositol-4,5-bisphosphate 5-phosphatase activity; phosphatidylinositol-3,4,5-trisphosphate 5-phosphatase activity
Source: RefSeq, a predicted model, not a curated record